GUACAGCCAUUGGAUAGCGAUGGCUGCCGCGCGCGCACUGUCGCACUGCACAGCACUGUACACGCAAAUUAGCUUAGCUCCAAAUGCCAAAGCCUGGGAAUUGUUUUCUCUCUUCUCGAGAGAGAUUAGCGUGUGUCCUGUGGCAUUUACUCGAGUGGCAGCAACCAAGAACCAAGAACAGCUAGGGGGCGAAAUGGGAGAGCAACACAGGCCGCUUUCAUCGCUCUCCAAGACGGCGACGAUUUGGACGCAAUGAAUUCCAGUCGCUGGAGCAGCGCUGAUGCAUUCAUUCGUUCCAUCCAUCCAUCGCUCGAAAGGAUCGAAACACAGAGUGUUCCCUUCUUCUUCUUCCUCUCUUCCGUGAAGAUCAUCGCGUAAGUUCCCCUGUUUGUUUGCUCUAGAACAACGAUUCUUCCUUGCGGAGCCACGAAUUCCACGAAUUCCACGAUUUCUCUACCACCCAAGAGAGGAUUCGAUCGGCCAGAUGACCAGGCCAUCGCCCAAAUCGCCGCGCUCCUCCUCUUGCUCCUAUCCCGACUGCUUCCUCUGCGCUAUCAAGUUCUCCCCGCCGGAUAUCUACGCGCGCCAGGCCUCCUUCUUCUCCGAGCUCUUCAAAGAGCUCCCAUCCUCCUCGCCCUCCUCCUCCUCGGCCGACGCCAUCGCCGCGAGCUCCAAGCAGCAGCUCUCCAUCAUCCGCGGCCUCUGGAGCACCGCCAUGGCGCAUCCCGACGAUCCCCUGUUCGUGCAGCUGGGCGUCCUCGAAUCGAUGAUCCAUCUCAUCUACAAAGGCCUCCGCGAUCCAGUGUGGCUCUCCCAGGGCGAGAAUGUGUUUGUCCCAUACUACGCCGCCCACAUCCUCGGCUCCUACACCAUGAACGUUGAGCGGUACGCCGCCUAUGCCGUGCGGUACCGCGCGGUACCAGCGCUGGCCGAGCUCGCCACGGGAGCGCUGACGUGGGUCGAGCAGCGCGUCGCCGUGCGGUGCCUCAGCCACCUCGCCAGCUAUGACUCCACGUUCCCGGCGGUGUCCGCGGGCGGCGUACUGCGGCUGGCCAUGGCCGUGGCACGUGGCGGCACUGGAUUGGUGUACGAGCAGUUUGUGGGGAAGACCGUUGAUCGGCAAUUAGGGUAUCACAAGGAACUCUUGGCGAGGGGGAGCUCAGGCGAGGGUGUGGAGCGCAAGGCGGAGGAAUGGGCGAGCCAGCUCCAAUGCUGGUCACUCCAGGUAGUGAAUUGCUUCGCGCUGCGCGAGGAAUUCUUGCUGGCGAUCUGCCGGCCGGAGUUCUUGGUGGAUCUUCCGGGGAUGUGGGGCGGCCUCGUGAAUGGGAGCUCGCCGGCGGGGCUUGGAUUGCUGAGGACGAUCUGCUACCACAAGCUUGGCAGAAUCGCGAUCGCGAGCUGCGGCUCCAUUGUGGAGGCGCUGUGCAAUGUGGCUAGAUCUUCGGAUGAUUGGCAGUUUAUGGCGGUGGAUUGUUUGCUGUGGCUGCUUCAGGAUCCAAACUCCAGAUCAAAGGUUUAUAGCAAGGCAGUGGUGGCUUUGGCCGACUUGGUCGAGCUCUCAAGUCUCGGCGAGCAGAAAAAACCCGGAGAAUCAAUCAUGGACGUGCUCCUCUCGCAUCAAAAACAGGACGAGCUCCUGGAGGCGGACGAGAACGUCCUCGCCGCCAUUGAAGACGUCGCGAGGCUGAAGAAGCGAAUCAAGCUCGAGAGGCACCUGGCACGGGAGGACAUCAAAAUCACUCAAGCAGCAGCGCUGGUCCUCCGGCUGGAGGGAAACGCUCGCUUCUCGGCUGGCGACGUCCGUGGCGCGACUGCAAAGUAUAGCGAAGCUCUCGAAGUCUGCCCGAUCAAGGCGAAGAAGGACAGGGUGGUGAUUCUAAACAAUCGAGCGCAGUGCUAUCUUCUCAUGGGCGAUGCCGAGCGAGCAGUGAGCGACACCACUCGAGCGCUCAGCUUGUGUAGAGGCAAGAGGAGGAGGCACGGAAUGACGAGCAGCCUGUGGAGGCGAGCGCAGGCGUACGAUAUGAUGGGGCUGGCGAAAGAGAGCUUGCUCGACGCUCUGGUUUUCGGCUGCUCGAGCUCCUCGAUCUCGUCGUGCUCGGCGUCCUCGGAUGGCUGGGACGAGAGUGGAAGCCGGAGUAGCAGUGGUGGGAAUCAAAGUGGUGUCAACUUCUACGUCGCAAAGCUCGUGAGGAAGCAAAUGCAAAGAACUUGGCUGUUUCGCGAGGCCGCCAGGAAGAGCGAGAUGGAGUUCCAGCCGCUGGAGGAAGAGGAUGAAGAAGAAGAAGAAGAAGAAAGAUCGAACGAGAGAGAGGAGGAUGAAGAACAAAGCAGCGGCGAUGAGAGUGGCGAUGAAUCGGAGUGGGAGACUGCGAGUGAGAGUGAGAUGUACAAGAUCUCGCAGCGAAACCAGCAACAGCGCAGGCAAUGGAAGCGCUAAGUCGAUCGAUCGAGAGAGCAACCAUAACCAAAGUAAAAUGUGAUAUCAUACUUUCUAUGUAAA
Molecule: messenger RNA, 2503 nt
Organism: Selaginella moellendorffii
Lineage: Eukaryota; Viridiplantae; Streptophyta; Lycopodiopsida; Selaginellales; Selaginellaceae
Exons: 2
Coding region: 485-2440 (651 amino acids)
Molecular function (GO): protein binding
Source: RefSeq, a predicted model, not a curated record